Striga asiatica is the source of this 867-nucleotide messenger RNA. Lineage: Eukaryota; Viridiplantae; Streptophyta; Magnoliopsida; Lamiales; Orobanchaceae. The record is from the annotation of a GenBank genome assembly.
AUGGUUGUUGUUGCUAUUGCCUACAUGGCUUUCGGGCCUGGGGCCCGUUGGUUUUCUGACGAGAGUCUCUUCUUUCGAGGCCCGUGGGGACUCGUCGGGCUCCACAGCAACGUGUAUCAUGGCAGAAUCGGGCUCCUACGGGACCGUGAGGGCUUCUUCAUAUCCUCGUAUUUGGAUAGGAUUUUCGGGAUUUCGUUAUUCACGUUCAGUGCCUCAAAGAUGAGGGCCUCGUUUCACUUUGAUCAUGGUGUGGAACAAGCCUGCCUCCUUUCCAUGAUAAAUUUCGUUGGUUGUUUGUGCAACAUAGAGAGGCUGAGAGUGAUUGUCGAAGUACCCUAUGCCGGUGUCAGUCUUCAAGUACUGAGUUUAGUAUGCGUUGAGUGUGUUGUCCCCUGUUUUAACGUUGACAUAUACUUGCCUAACCUCGAGGUACUGAGUUUAGUAUGCGUUAGACAUGAAGGAGGGACCCUGAUUUCACAUUACCUGGUGCUUAAAGAUCUGACUAAAAACUUGAAGUUGAAUAUUGCUACGUGUAUAAGGACGACAACCCAGAAAACCGGGUCCGGAGGUUGCAUUGUCCUACACUUAAACAACACGGCCUUAGAACUUGAGGCUACUGCAAUGCCUUCACUCAUCGCUGCAAACAUUAAGUUUGGUAACUUUGGUCAUGGUGUGGAACAAAUCUGCCUCCUUUCCAUGAUAAACUUCGUUGGUUGUUUGUGCAACAUAGAGAGUCUGGGAGUGACUGUGCCGCUCCCUUCCAAGAUAAUAUCAAUUCCCAGGAAACACGAGUCGGCAUCCAACUCGAGCCGGGUACAAUUAUCAAACCUGGGAAUUGAUAUUAUCUUGGAAGGGAGCUGCAAAUAA